CAAUCCUAGCAGAGAUCUCUGAUCCAAAAUGAAGCUAUUGCUCCCAUCACUUCUACUGAUGAUCCUCCCGAUCCUGGUGUCCGGCUACCGUUAUUCUCCCAGCUACUACUACAACUACAACAACGAGAUACCCUACCAGGAGGAGGAGUCGUUCCAGGAGAGCGAGGACUCGCCCUCGGAGGACAGCAGCAACUGCGAGGGGGGCGAUGAUCCCAUACUCCCCGAGCCCCCCUAUCUCCUUACCACCCUCCCGCCGCCAGUGCCCACUUGUAGGCCAGCGGGGGGGUGUGGAUCGGAGAUGCAGGGAGAUGGGAGCAGGGAGGGAUAUGGCAGUGGCACGAGAGGAGGAGGAGGAGGAGUGGGAGGAGGAGCCUGCGGAGGAGGACCUGGUCUUGGCGGCUAUGGCGGUUCGGAUGCCUGCAACGACCUGGCCGAUAAGCUGAAUCCCCGAAUGAAGGCCACCUCCAUAGCCCAGAACGCCGCCCAGGUGGCCAAGGCCGCCAACGAGGCCCAAAUGGCCGCCGCCCAGGACGCCUCCCGUCAGGUGAAGAUGCAACUGGCCGAGAAGGCGAUGGCCGCCGCCCGUGCCGCCGAAGCCAUCAUGGAGGGGAAACAGGCCAUGGUGGACAAUUAUGCUCGGGAGUUGCGGGAAGCGGAGGCGGUGGUGGCCCAAGUGGGCGUGUCCCUGGAGUGCAGCGAGUCGAGUGCCGAGGGCGCCUUUGCGGCGGCCAAGGAGGCGGAGAACGAGGCGACCACUUUUAAGGCGCUCCUGGACAGCUGGAAGACCACCCUGAACGAUGUGGAGGGACUGCUGGAGCAGGCCAAUGCCGAUCUGGAGGAGAAGAAUCAGAUGCUGACGGCGGCGAGGGCGCGGGGGGAGCAUCUCACCCAGCAGGUGGCCAUUGCCCGGCAGGAUUACGAGCAGGUGAAGGAGGCAGCCUAUAGAGCUGCCUCUGCAGCGGUGGAGGCACGCCAGAAGGCCUCCAUGUCCACCUGCCAGCAGCAGCAGUUUCCACCGCCCAAGCCAUGCGGCGGUCUGGGGGCGGGCAGUGGCGGGGGGGUUCCAGGAUUCCAGGAUUCCGAGGAUUCCAUGAUUCCACGGGAUAUGCCAGAUGAGGCACCACGUCCAGCGGGUGGUGCUCCCUGCCCUUCCAGAUAUGGAGGAGCGGGAGGGGAGAUACUCUCCUCCAUUUAUGAGGCGCCACCAACGGGGGGCGCUAGCUGCCACGCCCUCUUGGACCUGUACCGGCAGCGGCGGCGGCAGCAGAUGCGGAUGCGACGCCAGCAGCUGCGGAAGAAGCAGAAAAGGGCCAGGAAGCUCAAAGGACGGAACCACAGGGAGUACGGCGAUAAUCUGAUCAACCGGAGAUCCAUCUACGACUUUGUGGAUGGCUACUGAGUGGGGGGGGCUUUCAUCUUGAUUAUUUUUAUAUUUUUUAAGUUCGAUUUAAGGGGGGUGGCUAUUAAAAUAAAGGGGAGUUUACUAAAAA
Drosophila ananassae is the source of this 1490-nucleotide messenger RNA. RefSeq names its product hapless 2. The coding region runs from base 29 to 1399 and encodes 456 amino acids. The transcript has a single exon. The record is from RefSeq and is a predicted model, not a curated record. Lineage: Eukaryota; Metazoa; Arthropoda; Insecta; Diptera; Drosophilidae.